CGAGCAAAGUGCAAGUUCAGUAUUAACUGCGAUAAGAAACAGCCAACAGAGAGUGUUGAAUCAACAUGGCGGUGAUCGUAGAUCAAAGAGACGAGUCGAAGCCCAGACCCUGGCAAAACGGCGUCCGAUCCUUGAGAGAAGGCAUCGCGCACAUCUACGACACGAAAGAGUUCGCCGAUGUCCAGUUCACGGUCGGCGCAAGAACUUUCAAAGCACAUCGCCUCAUCUUGGCAGCCAGGAGCCCAGAAUUCCUGAAAAUGCUUCUCAAGAAACAACCCGGUCCCUCCGAAGAAAGAGUCGAUGACGUCACGGAAGAAGGAUUUGAGAUUCUGCUUCGUUACAUUUACACCGAUCAAGUAGACGAGCUCGACCGUGAGAAACUGCUGGAGGCAUACCGUGCCGCCUCCCUCUUUAAGCAGAAAGGACUGCUGAAGGUGUGCGAGGAGCGUAUUGUCGAGUGGGAGAUCACCUGCGAAAAUGUAUGCGAUUUGCUCAACAAGUUGGCCCACAUCGAGUCAAUGAGGCAGAGGUGCCUCCUCUUUCUCAGAAAUAAUGCCCUGUCCGUACUCACCGCUGACAACUUGACCCAGGCAUCUGCAAACACCUUCUGGCUCAUGUUCGAGAGCGGAUUCUUCAAGCAUGCACCAGCCAUGACACGCCUAAAAAAUGCAUUGAGGUGGGCCGCCGAGCAGUUGCCUCCGCAGAACGAUUACAGCAUGGCCCGUGAUCUCCUGCUGAAGGGCAAGCCCAUUCUGGGCAGGUGUGGCAUCGAGAGACUCAACAGCGUGGAACUGGCCACCCUGAUCGCACAAUACAAGGGGCUAUUAACACCAGAGGAAUGCACGUCUUUCUUUGUGAAUGCAAAUAAUCCUGGAGCUAUGCCUCUGCCUACAUGGUGCAAGCCAGAUGAAUAGACAGUUCCAAUAACUCUUCAAUUAAGCCCAAUCGUUUAAAAAUUAAUUUAACGUUUCUUUAAUUGCCAAUAAAGUGCUUCUGCAAAAAUGUGUCAGACCACGUUUAAAAAAUUUAAAUUUGGUGCAAAUCUAUUUCCGAUAUUUUACUUUGGUCAGAAAAUUUGAUGCAUUUGUGAAGUUUAUCUUAAAUAUGUGCGACAUAUUGUAAAAUUCUUUAAGUAAAUCUGAAAUUAUAUUUCA
Argiope bruennichi is the source of this 1154-nucleotide messenger RNA. Its product is annotated as speckle-type POZ protein-like. The coding region runs from base 66 to 914 and encodes 282 amino acids. Lineage: Eukaryota; Metazoa; Arthropoda; Arachnida; Araneae; Araneidae. Gene Ontology annotation, molecular function: protein binding. The transcript is spliced from 4 exons. The record is from RefSeq and is a predicted model, not a curated record.